ACUAAUUCAAAUUAGUAGUAGUUUUUCCCUUGGUUAGGACGGUGCUAACUAUUGUACAAUUAACACCGUAACUCCUCCCGAAGUCUGUAGUACCGUGCCGGCACUAGUGUCGUUAGCUUGUUAACCGUUUGGAUUAAAAAUGUUUAAUGAGAACCAUUGAUGAUAACCAAUAAUUAACCAGAGUAGGUUGAACUUAUUUUACUUCUCGUUCCAAGCACCCUGCCCAGGGGCGGACUCAGGGGGGUUUGGGGUGUCCCCGGACACCCCUAAAUUUUGGGAAAACGAUUAUCCAACCCCGGUGGUAAUUUACGUAUGGACAAAAAAAUAUAAUUGAUAGUGAGGGACACCCCUUAAAUUUAAAAAAAAUGAUUAUCCUAUUCUCAUUUGUGUAUAGGAAUAUAAGUGGUAGGUUGAAUAAUUCAAAUAUAGAACACUAUUAUUAUUAAUAAACUUAAUUUCCGUUGAACUAAACUCAUUUGUUGUUCGAUUUUGAACAAUGUGUAAUAGUAAAAUGGCAUUCACUAUCUCUAAUUAUUUUAAAAACCUAACAAUUAAACUAAUUUCAAACUACCCUUAAUUUGUAUUGAUUUUAUGAUUGUACGACAAGUGUUGAAAGAGUCUUUCAGUUUUGGGUUACAUCAAGAACAAGUUUACAAAUCGAAUAUGCGAUAAGUUCGUGAAUGAAUGUCUAGUAGUGUAUAUAGAGACAAUUUUUUUAACACUAUAGACACCAAGUGUAUUCUACAAUUAUUUUCGAAUAUGAAAGCACAUCAUGGAUACGAGUAAGAUAUUUUCAUAUUUACAAUUUUAUUUUUAUUAAUUAUUUUUAUUUUUAUUUAAUUCAUUUUUUAAAGAGGACACCCCUAUGAAAAAUUUAUGGGUCCGCCACUGACCCUACCCUGCCGAAAAGUUUCGUAAGGAAAACGGAAAAUACACAAUAUGUAUUCUCUUGAUCGCCGGCGGAAAGGGUUGGUGAACACAGACACACAAAAUGAUCUAAUAGCGCAAAGGCGAUGAUGGUGUCGAUUGCCACGGCAGAGAGUAUGUUGGGAAUGAUUGGGUAGCGAGAACAGGGCUGAUGACGGUCGUGUUUUUUGCCGACGGUGGUUUGGGAUUUGAGUAGUCAUGGCAAAUCGGAUGGGGAAAUUGAAAUCGACGGUGAUUAAAACGAGGGGGAGGAGCACGAAUUAGAGAGGGGAACAACUGAAAGAUUAGGCAAAAUUGUUGAAUCUGGAUAUAAUCAUCUUUUCGCGCCCUAGAUGUUGAUGGUGAUUUUGACUGGCGGGGGUCGCGUCAUGGGUGAUGGCCGAAUAGUGGCAAAGAUGAUUAUUCUGGCGAUAACCAGAUGGCGACGACGAGGCCGAUGACGAUGGUGAAUUUCAGUGACAAAGGGUUCCGUAUUUUUGUGGUGAUGGUUCGAUCGACGACAACAACAAUUGCUGAUUUGCGGUGGAUUAUCGAUGCAACUUCGAUGGAGUCGCCGUACAUCACAAUGGAAGCCGGAAUGACCAAGCAGAGAACAAAGGAUUGGAAGAGAAAGGAAGUUGCCUUUCUUUGCUUUUUAACCUUUUAAUUUAUAUUUUAUUUUAUUUUAUUUAACUACUAAACCAGACCCACAGAGUAAAUCUCAAUCCCAAUGAUCUUAACCGGUCAGAGAUAAUGACGGCACCGGUGCUAUCACAGUACAUAGAAUUGCCGAUAAGGUCAUUGUCCUAUUCAAGUGUUUGGUGUUUAUGUUCUUCACAUGCCACCCGAAUGCACGAUUUUCAAGUAUAAUAAUGCCACACUUCCUAAAGAGAAUAAAAACUCUUAUUCCUUGAUUUGCUAGUGAUAUGUGAUCUAGGGAGGCUCGUGUAGUGAUAUGAAGGAUGUCCUCAUCAUGGGACAUUGACCAAUCUUAAAACGUAAGGAUAUGUGUAUCUCACUACCUUUGGAGCUCUUAAACUCCAAAUCUUGAGUCAUUUUCUCUUAACAGCAAAAAAAGGCAAUAUGUUCCUUAUUACAAACUAAAACCUACCCUUCACAACAAGUCUACCUAAAAGAUGUUGUCACAACAACUAAAGUGUGGGGUAAAAUGCUAAUUGUGAGGUAUCCUAUCAUUGUAAAAAUGGGUUUUAGAAGAGAUACUAGUUGAAUUUCAGUGGGGAAGUACUACGAGAUGAUGUUGGUUCCUCUCUAAUACAAGUAAACAUUUCUCCCGUAGAUAGGACUGCCACUUGAGGAUGUGCUUUCAAGGGCUUGGAUAAAACUUCCGACACACCUUGACUUCAAUGACCCUUUGCACGCUAGAGGAAAAUAAGUUGGAAGAAGCCCCUAUCGGAGUGCUAGGUGUGCAAAAAUUGCUCUUGCUUAAUCAGGCUGCCCAUUCCCAGAAUACAAGGUAAUUUAAACCCACUUUCACAAAAGUGCUAAAGGCUAGGCAAUAUAACAUGAGAAGAGAGAUCACCUAAAGUUUCCUCAAUAGACUGCCACAUGGUAGGGAUUCGCUUAAACUCUUAAUCAAGCUACAUAUGUUGCACCCCAUGUCCCUAGAAAGACUCGAGUUGAGGAAAUGGCUCGAUCUUGUGGGAGACAAACUAUUUCGUCCUUAAAGUACAUUUCACACAUCAUCACUAUCGUCGUCAAAGGUCUCUGAGUGCGAGGGUUGACCUUGUAAGCUACUUAUGCCCCACUACCUAAGAUCUGUAGUCACAUUUCAUCUUAGAUGUCUACUAAGAUAUACGUUUGUGAACUAAGCUUUGCUUAGGGAGAAGCAAAGUUCAUGUGUGGGGUUAUUUGAUCACACAUUAAUAUGCUAAUUUAUACCCUCAUAUUACGACCAAAAGUGCAUUGAAUUUUGUCAUAAUACCUUGAGUUUGCUAAACGAAUGCUCAAAGUGUGCUUGCAGUUUUUUUUAUCAGUGUGAUGAGCUUUUUUUUCCUUUCAGAACCAAGCUACCACAGGACUUUCUCUCUCUAAUUCAAAUUCACUCUCCCUUCUUUAUAAAACCCAAUCUCCUUUUCUUCGUUUCAGGGCUGGCGCCAGCACCUCUAGGUGUCCGGCGGUGGCCCAAGCCUCCUAGUCCGUUUUGAUUUCCCCUCCUAUUUCAGCUUUCUGUUGGCUGUCUUUCUCCUUUCCUUUCCUUCCUUUCAAGCCCUUUGUGCCCUUUCCCUGUUCCCUUUGUGGGUUCUUUCAUCAAUCCUCUCCAAUAGAGAUGGAUUUAUUUUGUGGCUGAUUUAGUUGUUUCUAGAUCUGGGCUUGGUCUUUGGAAUAUGGAUUAUGCAGAUUGGGUGCCGCUUCCAGAUCUGCAUUGGUGGCCUUCCUCCAAUCUGGUGGUUUCAUCGUUUCUGGUGAAUCCAUCCACCAUCUUCCUUUCUGCCUUCCCUUGGCGGUUUGGAACUGUAUUUCAGGUGCUCGACGGAUUGUGGGUGGCGGUGCCUUUUCCAGAUGCCGCGGGGUUGCGCUUCUGUUCCCCGGAGUUUUGUGGUCAUUCGCUCUCCUUGGUCAUGGUCUUCUCUACCUCAGUUUCCUUUGCCUUUUCAGCUUGGAGCAGUCCGAUUCACAUCCCUUUCCACCGCCAUGUAAUCUUAGUUUCAAGAUUCACUUUGAUGGGUCGUCUUUGAACGGCUCCCAGGAGGCGGCUGAUGGCGUCGCUGAGUUCAUUCGUCAUGGCCUUAGUUGUGUUGGAUGAGAUGAUUCUUUGCUUGUUUCUACUCUGAUUGUUUUGGAAUCAAGAGGACUUAUGGAUUUGCUGUGGUCUUUUUUAGAGUUAGCUCCCUUGUUGGGUUGUUUCUCUUUGUGCUUUGCUCUCUGAUGUUAUUCCUCUCAAGCAUAUUUUGCUUCAUCCUAUUGCAGAUGGCUCCUCUAUUUUGGAUCUAGCUUCCUCUGUUUGCUCCUUUUGUAGCCGAUCUUUUAGAGUAAUACAAGCAUUCCCCUUUGUAAAAAAAAGUGUGAUGCGCUUUUGAGCAGUAUGCGAACAUUAUCAUGUCAAAGCAUCACUGUCGACCACUUAGGUGCAUUAGGGACAGUAAGGCUCAUCAGAUGUGAUCAGAACUUGAAGCGGCGGAUGCACCACCUUUGUGAUGAAUUGUCAUCCCCAACCCUCAAAUGACCCCAAAAUGCUGAAACACAAGUAAAAGAGGCGCACCUCAAAAAGUUAGUACACGCGUCAUUUCGCCCUUCAAGCAGCUCGGGCUUAGGAUAGGGUUAGUAACCAAUUGUUACUGACCUAUGAGUAAGUAAAUCUAGACCUUUAGAUCUAAGUGGGUCCAGAAAAUUCAGAUCUAAGGGUUGUCAAUUAAAGGCAUUUUAUUUUCCCUAGUUUUCUUAAUUGGCUCUUAUCUUCUUCGUUAUAACUCGGAUUUAAAAUAUAUCAAAGUGGAUAUAAUUUUAAAGAGCACAUUUAAUCUGAUUUCGAGAUCAAUUUUCAAUAUAUUUCGAGAAACUUUUUUUUUUACCAACUACAUAUCAUAUGGUAACUUCUUUGUUUUUAAGUCGUUUUUGAAAACGUUUGCUUAGAAGGAACGAGUUCAUCAUAAUCUAUUGGAUCUAUAAAUUUCUAGGUGAAAAAAAUACUGGAUAAAAAAUAACCAUACUUUACCUCUAUGGUAUGUGGGUGGUAACUUGUGGUAACUUGUAGUAAACAAUGAUGAAACUCGUAAAUGAUAGUUAGUAUACUACUACUAUCAUGUAUUCAACCUUCUUACCAUAUUGGUACGCUUUCUUACCAUAUGGUAUUAAAUAGGAGCAUACCAUAUGAUAAUGACUGGUAAAAAAUUAUUCAAUUUUUUUGUACUAAAAAUAUAUCAAAGUGGAUAUCAUUUUAAAGAGCAAAUUUAAUCUGAUUUACCUGUGCAAAAAAAAAAAUCGACUUAAAACGAGAAAGAAAUCGUCCGUUAAAUAUUGAAGGGGAAAAGAUAAAAGACUUUUCAGGAG
Messenger RNA from Linum trigynum, 4914 nucleotides. NCBI's taxonomy places the organism in Eukaryota, Viridiplantae, Streptophyta, Magnoliopsida, Malpighiales, Linaceae. The record is from the annotation of a GenBank genome assembly.